GUUGCCUUGUGCCGCCCUGGCGCUUUGCUAGGCUUUGCUUUCCACUGUGAGACCUGCAGUUACCUUGUACCAUCCUUCCCUCCCUGAGCUGCCCUGCACACGGUCUCUGCUAUGGGGAUUGAGUCCCUGCUUUGACAAACACAGUGCUUUACGGAUUAGAAGUUCACCCUCCUCCCUUCUCUCUUCUCUCCUUCGUAGGGGCUUCAGAUAUCUACCAUUUUGACUGACCACAUUAAUAAGAUGCUGAUGCUCUUGGCUGUUCCUUCAUUCUUCAUGAAACUUUGAUAAAGCAGCUAUGCCCGUUCAAUUGCUGAAGAUCAUUAAAGGAAAAUCUGAGACUCCACUACCAAGCCAUUUGCAGAAGGAGGAUUUGAAACAUUUGCAAGAAGGCUUUGAUCAUACCAACAAAUACUUUCAGGGAAUAGUUAUUCUUUCCUACCCAUUAACGAAACUCGGAGAUGGGACAGACUUUUUCAAGGUUGUUCUUCAAGAUUUGGAUAACUCAUGUUCACGGAUCAACAGCAUCAAUAUUUUAAUAUAUGGAAAAAUGGCAGAGGAUUGUGCAAAAGUUAUACGCCAUGGGGACACCUUCGUAGUUGCAGGAUUUAAGUUGGCAAAAUCGCCUACAGCAAGAGAGGAUGGUAGACACGGUUGCCACCUUGAGGUGUCUGAAGAAGCUGGAUCAGCCAUUUAUAUUUAUACUAAACCAAGAACAACUGCUGCUUCAGAAACUGCAUCUUUGUCUGUUGCACCAAAAUAUGUGUAUACUCCUCUGAAUCAUCUUAAAGAUGGAACUAUAGUGAAUUUGUAUGGCGUUGUGAAAUUCUUCAAGCCUCCAUAUGUAAGCAAAGGAACUGAUUAUUGCUCAGUUGUGACACUUGUGGACCCAUCAAAUGUGAAGUUAACGUGCACUCUUUUUAAUGGAAAUCUAGAUUCCCUACCAAGAAUUUACAAAGUUGGAGAUAUUGUUCGAUUUCAUAGAAUAAAGAUCAGGGAAUACAAUGGACAGAUGCAGGGAAUUACCAGUGUGGGAUUUGCGUCCCUGACAUUUGAUGGAACUGUAGGAGCACCAGUAGUUCCUCGAACCUCUAGCAAAGUGUACACUUUCAUGGAUGAAGAACAGAAAACAAUCGAAGAAUUACGUGUUUGGGCAGCCAGUAAUCUUUCCAUCUCUGGACCAGCAGCAAAAUUGUCAGGUGUUCAGCCAAUGCUGUUCUUUGAUCUCACUUGCCAGCUGGUAGGAAAAGCGAAAGUGGAUGGAUCUUCUUUUCUUCUAAAGGUAUGGGAUGGCACAAAAUGUCCCUACCCAACAUGGAAGGUGCCAGUGGAAGCAAGAGACCUGGAAGGAGAAAAAGUUCUUCUUCAUCAGCUGCGAAAUCUAACGGUGGACAUUCUGGUCUAUGAUAACCAUGUACAACUAGCAAAAUCACUUAAGAUUGGAAGUUUUCUGAGAAUUUACAGUAUUCAUACGAAACAAGCAAGUGCUGUCAAUGAAGAUGUCUCACAUAUAGAAUUUCAUCUUCAUGGUGGCACCUGUUACGGUCGAGGAAUAGGAGUCUUACCAGAAAGUAACCCAGAUGUUAAGGAACUAAAAGCAUUCUUAGAAUCUGUGGAUCUGGCAGACAGUCAGAAUAUGGCAAGCAUGUCUUCAGUGGAGUUAGACGGCACUUUUAACAAUGUUACAGAUCUUGAAUCACACUUACAGAGAUGUCAGCAGUUACCUGUUACAGUAUUAACAGAUCAUCAGGAUUUGAAUAACACAGAACUGAAAACCAUUGUGAACAGCCCGGCUCCUCGGCAGUAUCGCAUUAGAGCAAAGCUGAGAACUUACAAACCCCAGAAGCUCUAUCAGUCUAUUAAACUUCAUUGUUCCAAAUGCAACUCUUUGCAAGAAGUUCCAGAUGGAGGUGACUUUGACUUUAUUUUACAAGGCUCUGCUGUUACUGCCCCAAACCCAGAAUUACACAAUACAUCCUGGUAUGAUUCUGUAACAUGGACUACACAAGACCAGAAACAAAGGAAAAUAGCUAUCCAUUUUGUAAAGCAUGAUGAAAUGCUUCAACAGCCUGAAGAUACUUUACUUAUGAUAGAAGGUGGAACAGUAAAAGAAGUCUGGAAGCUUACAAAAAGAUUUAAAUGUGUUAUUCCUGUGAGAUCCACAGAAGAUAAUCUUGAAUUAUUAGAUCUUUCAGCUCCUUUUCUUUUACAAGGGAACAUAAAAUAUUAUGGGUGCAAGCAGUGUUCAACUCCAAAGCCUAUCAAGAGUCUAAGUUCCAUUGCAGCAGAACAACGACCAUCAUGGGAACCAACUGAAAUAGCACAAGUUUUAGGUAUUGAGCCACUCCAGUAUGUUUUUAUUAUGAAGUUUACACUGGUUGAUGGAACAGGAGCACUAAAUGCAUACCUUUUUGAUUAUGAAAAGUUUUUCCAAAUUCCUGCCUCUGAAAUCUUAACUAAUAAUUUUCUUCAGCAAAAGAUGCAGAUGACCAUGAAUACGCUCUGUCCUCCAGGAAGAAAAUUAGAUGACUUGCCAUGGCUGGAAUGCUUCAUCAAGUCCUAUAAUGUCAGAGAUGCAAUGAAACGUCAAGUUUAUUACCAAAUUUUUGACACUACAGUUGCUGAAGAUGUUGUAUAGUGAUAUGUUGCUGAUAGGAAAUAAUCCAGUAAGAAUCCAGUUUUGGGGGAUUUUGGGAUCAGAGACUGUAUUGAAAAAAACUUUGUUCCUUUCUUAGGACUUCAACCUGUAUGUAUGAAGUUUUAGUUUGCAUAUCAAUGUGAAUGGGAAUUAUGCUUUGAUGUAUUUACUGCUUUCCUGGCAUACAGCCUUAUGAUCUGAGUGCAAGUGGAGGUGCUAAGCUUUUCACUGGAGGCUGCUUGGCUCGGGCUGAUGGAAGCAAUCUAGUAUCCAUCUGUCCCUCAAAAAGGCAGUGAUCAGGUGACUCUAAACUGGUGAGUUUUACUCAGAAAAUGUAGUCAGAAUGAUGCUGCUUUGUUCAUUUCUGUAUUAAAAUAAACGAUCUCAGCAGAGAUAGGGAAAAGCAGCUCUUCAGUAAAUUUUCUCUCAGACUACUUUGUGCAAGCAUGUGUCUGUUCUCAGCCAGUUCGACAGGGAGGUUGUCCGUUUUUAGAGAUUUCUUUGAUUUUGCACUGAUAUGUACAUUUAGGCAGAACUCCUCCUAUUAAUCAUACUAAGGUAACUGCUAUGUGUACCAGUUACUAUAGAUUUUGAUGGAGUUAUGAAUGUGACCGUGUAAUGAUCAUCACUAAAGUUAAAGUCAAGCUAUGGAAGUAAGGUAGUGUAAAAUUGUAAAAUGAAUAUUGACAUUCGCUAGAUUGUAAUGCUUUUUAAGGUGGCCCUAUUGGGUACCAAAGUUGUUAGCAUGCUUAUUAGCUGGGUCUGUGUUUUCAAAGGCUCUCACAUAUCUGUCUAAAUUUACUGUCAGAUCACACUGCCCAGAUCUGCCUUUUCUGUCUUACAUAAUCAGAUUGUAUGACUAAAUUUAAGAGAUACGGAACUGAUCUAGUGAUAUCAUGGCUUGAAAAUACUGCUGGACUAGAAAAAUUACUCGGUGGUUUUACUUUGCAUUCAGAAGUCCAUAGGACAAAUUCAGGACAUGUUUCUCCAAGGAUAAUUAAUGUAGAAAUCCCUGUCAAAUCAAAUGCUUUCCAUCAGAGCAAAAUUACUUAAUAUUUGCAACAGCUGUUUUUUAAGGAAUUUCAGAAGCAAGAUGGAAUACUUGUAAGUAGAUUAUUAUUUUGAUAGUAGAUGACAUUUUAUUUUUUCAUUUUUCAGGGCUGUUUGGUAGAUUAUGCAAUUUGUCAUUUAAAAUUUCAUCUAAAUAUCUUCUGAUAAUUUUCUGAUACUCUAAAAAAUUAUACUAGGUUUAUAUGUCAUAAACCAGGAGAUUGUUCUUUAUUGGUUGGCGUAUGGGGAGAACCAAUAUUAAAAGUGGUUAGUGGAUAUUUCCUUUAAAAAGUAUGAAAAAACCCAACUUUGGAAUUGAAAAAACAGUUUACCAAAGAGCAGUACUGGCUUAUGAAAGCUUGCUUGAAUCUGUGAAUAAAUGCAUAAACAAAAAAUAGUUAUAACAAGUUAUUAAAUGAAUAUUAUAAAACUUUAGACACUGGCCGUAUCCAAUGAUUUCAGAAGUUAGGGGUUAAAUUCAAGGCAAUCUUUUUUGCUUUUCUUGCAUACAGUGUAUGAAAACACUGGAAGGAAAUGUUUCUAUUUUUAGAUUUUUGUUAACAACUCUGAUAGCUAUUGAUAUUGUACAUUUUUUCUAAGUAAUUCUUUGUAAAGUAAUAAAUAAGAAUAUGUUUUGAACUUCGGUGUAAAUUAAAUCAAUUUCACCACAUCCCUUGUCUGAGAUCCCUGCCGGAAAACUCUGCACAUGCAUCACUUGAUUGUUUUACUAUUGAAUAUUGUAUUAAAAUGUUU
Molecule: messenger RNA, 4438 nt
Organism: Gymnogyps californianus (California condor)
Lineage: Eukaryota; Metazoa; Chordata; Aves; Accipitriformes; Cathartidae
Gene: POT1
Product: protection of telomeres 1
Exons: 21
Coding region: 296-2635 (779 amino acids)
Biological process (GO): telomere capping; regulation of telomere maintenance via telomerase
Cellular component (GO): chromosome, telomeric region; nuclear telomere cap complex
Molecular function (GO): telomerase inhibitor activity; G-rich strand telomeric DNA binding
Source: RefSeq, a predicted model, not a curated record